Messenger RNA from Penicillium angulare, 570 nucleotides. RefSeq names its product histone-fold domain-containing protein. Gene Ontology annotation, cellular component: nucleus; CHRAC. The transcript is spliced from 4 exons. NCBI's taxonomy places the organism in Eukaryota, Fungi, Ascomycota, Eurotiomycetes, Eurotiales, Aspergillaceae. Gene Ontology annotation, molecular function: protein heterodimerization activity. The coding region runs from base 1 to 570 and encodes 189 amino acids. The record is from RefSeq and is a predicted model, not a curated record.
AUGACUUCAAAGAACGCCGCUGAGCCGGAUGAGAUCACUGGCCAGAGCGCCCUUCCUAUCUCUCGCAUCAAGAAGAUCAUCCAGCUCGACGAAGAUAUUGUACAAUGCUCUAAUAACGCGACUUUUGUUGUUGCUAUGGCCACUGAAAUGUUCAUUCAAUACCUCGCCGAGCAAGGUCACAAUGUCGUCAAGUCAGAACGGAAACCACGGAAGACUGUUCAAUACAAAGACCUAGCAACGGCGGUAUCACAUAUCGACAACCUCGAAUUCCUCGCCGAUGUCAUUCCGAAGACCACAACCUACAAGCAAUUCAAGGAAAAGAGGGCCAAGGACGCCGCGGCAGCAGGAGAAUUGGAGAAGGGCCAGCAAACAUUAAACGGAACCGCCGCUGCAGCUGCCGCUGCCGAGCAAAAUGGCGCCCAGGCAGAGGAGCCAGAGGCAGUGUCUGAAGAGACACAGAAGUCACCAUCGAUUCCUCGCACACCGGUGGUGCCUGUGAGCACGUUGAUCGCGGAUCGAACAGUGGAUUCCUCGGCGCGCCAUGAUACCGAUGUUGAGAUGAAAGACUAA